This is a messenger RNA of Cryptococcus wingfieldii CBS 7118, 1470 nucleotides long. RefSeq lists its product as hypothetical. Gene Ontology annotation, biological process: amino acid transmembrane transport. The coding region runs from base 1 to 1470 and encodes 489 amino acids. NCBI's taxonomy places the organism in Eukaryota, Fungi, Basidiomycota, Tremellomycetes, Tremellales, Cryptococcaceae. Gene Ontology annotation, cellular component: vacuolar membrane. The transcript is spliced from 9 exons. The record is from RefSeq and is a predicted model, not a curated record. Gene Ontology annotation, molecular function: amino acid transmembrane transporter activity.
AUGUCUGACACCGUCGGUACCCACUACGCCGUGCCCGUACAAGACAAGGACCUCUCCGAAGCUGAAAAGGGCGACACCUACUCCUACCCUCCAUCCUCAGCCAUCAAAGCGAAUGUCGCCGACGUGCUAGCAAACGCCUACGAGUACGACCCCUUCAGCGCCCAGACGGAGCAGAACGCUGGGGACUUUGUAGACUUUAGAUCAAUGGGAUGGGUGCAAGCUGGUCUUGUAGCUACCGCCGAGAACAUCGCGGUCGGUGUCUUGUCCUUCCCUUCCGUCUUCCUUCGACUCGGUAUCGUAGGCGGUCUUAUCGCCACCAUCGGCCUCGCCGUCCUGGCUUAUAUCACUUGCUGGAUCAUGAUCGACUUCAAACUGAGACACAUGGGUGUGAUGCACUACGGUGAUGCUGGUGGUGUCCUCUUUGGCCCGUGGGCUAGAAGGCUCUUUGGUACCGGUAUGGUCCUGAAGAGUAUCGGUCUCGCCGGAUCUCACGUUCUCGUUGGCCGACAAGCUAUCAACACGCUUAGUUCUUAUGCCAUCUGCAGCGUCUGGUACGCGCUCAUCAUUGCCGUGGUCAGCGUUUUGAUGUCGUACUCGCGAGAAUUUGGCAAGCUCGCCGCUCUCUCCUGGGUCUCCGUCUCGGCCAUUUUGAUCGCUUCCAUGAUCACCAUCGUCGGGACUGGCGCCCAGGCCGAUAGCAACCUCAUCGAGGACGGCGUCCCUAUCGAGUGGCACGCUUUCCCCACCGACCCCUCCUUGACGAACGUCAUCGGCGCCCUCACCAACAUCGUCUUUGCUUACGGUGGUAACAUGGCUGUCUUCAGUUUCUGCUCGGAGAUGCGAAACCCCAACGAUUUCAAGAAAUCUUUCGCCAUCACCCAAGGUCUCGGCGCCGUCGUCUACUGCAUCACCGGAGCCCUCGUCUACGUCUUUGGCGGCCAAUACGUCUCUUCCCCCGCCAUCACCAUGACCACCAGACCCGUCCGAAUCACCGCCUACUCCUUUGCCCUCGUCACCAUCAUGAUAUCUGGUGUCGUCGGCGCCAACGUCGGUGCCAAGUACCUCUACGUCAACACUUUCCGAAACUCGAAGCUCUUGACGUCCAAUAACAUUAGAGCCAAGCUUAGUUGGAUUGGUAUCGUCAUUUUCAUGUGGACCGCUGCGUUCAUUUUGGCAGAACUCAUUCCUUUCUUCAACCAGCUGUUGACAAUUGUCAGCUCCCUUUUCAGUGUUUGGUUCUCUUUCGGUCUUUGUGGUGUCAUCUGGUUUUACAACGUCCAUCCGUACUUUGGCGGACCCGGAGAGGAGCGAAAUCUCGAUGGACCCUGGAAGAAGAUCUUUUUUGGCUGUGCCGUACUCUCCAUUAUCCUCAGUAUUGCCAUCACACCUCUCGGUCUGUACAGUGCCAUUGAGGGUAUCAGAGACGGUUACUCUGCGGGUACUUUCUCCCACCCAUUCGCAUGCUCAUAA